AAGAAACACUGCAUUUUUCGUUCUUUAAGGCCAACACAUCGCACACUUUCUCAUUUAAUGUGAAGCUACUUUAGGCAGAUGGAACGAUCCUGAGGCAUGUGAGCCAGAACUUUGAAACAGUCAGUGUGACUCAUCAGUCACUGGAUUCCCAUUCCCAUAACCGAUAUGCCCAGAGGCCAUCAAAUUGGCGCUCUCCCUGAUGUCCCAUUGAGAGUGGCUGUUGCUUUGGUGUAGGCAGUCUGGUCACACUAAAGCUGGUCACUUCAGUAGCCGUGAGGCUUCCCAGAUAUUUCACUAUGGAGGAAGGACAACAGCAGACAUCUGAGAUCUACUUCCCAAGCAUCAGUCUUGGAUCUGCUGACAGUGAAAGAGUGGAAGAAGAUGAACUACCAAUAAUAUCUUUAUCCAAAAGCGCCACAGACAUGAUGAGUGGACCUCCUCAACGCAUGGAGCUGACAUGGUACUGUGAGAAUUUGCGCAAGAGUGCCAGCAGUGCAGCAUGCACUCAAAGGCCUGUCAGUCUGGGUGGACCAGCUACUGUUGUCCCUGUUAACUUGUGUGACCAUGAACAGGGGAGUAUGUGUAGUGGAAACAGUACCCCUGAGACUGUAAUCUGGCAUGGAGUAACUGCAAGACCAUGGAGCGUCAUGGAGGACACACCCAGAAGGACUCCAACGCAGGAUCUGCUUCUGGGACAAAAUCAGGCCCCUGGUGGGGUGAAGUGUGUGCCACACUCACCAUCCACAAAUAGGGAUCUAUUGAGAAAGGAUCUGGUAAACAGGGAGGGAAAUUGUCGGUGUUGCAGAUAUGUGGCGAACCCGACGGGAUGCAGUUGUUGCAGAAUGACUUGUAGAAUGAAUUCUUCUGCUCUGAGCAAUAGCUUCACACAACAGGCGAAUACAGAGGACCACAUUCAGAGUAACUGUGAAAGCCAUAAUUUCACUGCAUGCCACAGGUCUACCUAUGUGGGUCAUAUGAUGAACAAUUCCUGCUUGCGAAAUGCUUGCACUGGUGUUCCCUGCACUGGACAUUUGAUAUCACAGCCAGUUUGUGCGGGAAGUCCCUGUGCAGGUCAGCGGUCUAUCCUCCAUUCAGGCUUGCUCGGUUUUCCGCCUCUUGUGUCCUCGGUAAGCGAGACCAGACUUGACAGCCGGAGUUCAGGCCACUGUUGUGGAUCUGAAUUAAGGGGACAGAACUCUUCCUGCCUUAGACUAGACCGGACAGGCCAGACUAGACUUAACAGGACAAUAAAAGAUGCCACUACCAUGACAUCUGACCAUGAGCUCAGAGAUGUUGGUGUGCAGACCAUAUCCUCUGAUUCCCUUGUUUCUCCUCAAUUCCAUGUGUUUCCAGAAAUGAAUUUAAGAGCAAAUCCUACCUCGGACACAUCUUUGUCCACAGAGCGCAUGUGUUGUAAGACCCCCAUGAAACAGGUGGAAUGGGAUGCUGAAGGAAUGACCUGGGAGGUAUAUGGUGCAGCUCUGGAUCCCGAAGAGCUCGGCCUGGCAAUUCAGAAGCAUCUAGAACUUCAGAUCAAAGAGACAGCAGCUGCUGCAGCUGCUCAAAAGGAAGACUCAACGGAGACUGUCAGCGCCUUGGCACUGGAGCCCAGGCAACGGAAAAAGAGUGAAGGCAUUAUAAGGUCACUGCGCAGUUCUGCAUGUUGCUCCAACCCCAAUACUGUAGGGGACUGAAGGGGGGUGUUGUUUGGACCAACAUUGCAAACCAAUGUGGCAUAAAGAUACCAUUCAUAAUUUAAAGAUAGUGGUGUGUUUCCACUACUGUACCUUCAAACAUGGCCUUGUUCCUGUUUUGACUUCCAAAGUACCUUUAAGGUCCCCCUUUUUUGUCCAAAAUACCAGCAUGAUAAUUUUGGUGAGCAGUCUGUAUUUGCCUUUUUGGAAACAGUAAUUAUAAGCUCCUACUUGUUGGAUUUAGACAAAGAAAGCAAACAGCAGAUGAUUGAACAUUACCUAGGGGUACCCUAAAUUUACUGUAACCCUUGCACACUCUUUAGGGCUACCUUGAGCAACUAGGGUAAACUAGGUCAACUAGAGCAACUAGGGCCAACUCAUAUUAUCCCAUAUUAGCCAGGGCAUCCCAUAUUUUGGGCUAAAUUAAGAUGCCCGUACACCUAUUGUCCCGUAUUUUAGAGGGUGGCCAAAUAUCCCAUAUUAAAGCUGUUGUGUCCCGUCUUGAAGCAGUCAAAAUGCUCAAGUGUCCCGUUAUCGCAUGAUGAAAAGUUGGCAACCCUAGCAUUAUCUUAAGACCGACUGGUUUAAAUUAGCUCAGUACAUACAAACUCUUCACAAUUUCUGUGUUUUCUGGUCUCACGGAUGUGGUGUUAAGGUCCUUUUAGACAAUGACAAUCCAUUAGUACUACCAGUAUAUUGCUUUCACUUUUUUUAAGUCUAUUUGUUGUUGCUGAUGUCUGAACUGAAUGUUUCAUAAGCUGCUCUCAUUAUCAUAAGAUGCCCCCUGCAAAUGCUUAUUGGUUCAGCUACAAGUUGGCCAGGUGGGUUAAAGUGAGCUCAAGGCCAGAAUCCAUUCAGAGUUAAAAAUAUGAAUGCUCAUGAGGUCUGUGGGCAUGCAAAGCUGUUUUCUUAUCAGACUUACUGAUGAUAAGCAAAUAUACACUCAAGAUCAGUGUUCCUGUAUUUCUGUAGUACAUUAUAAGCUAAAUCUGAGCCCCAGUUCUGUUCUUAAGCUCAGAGAUGAUCGCAAUCAUUUGAAAAAAGUAGUAAUAAUAAAUUAAAGAAAGAAAACUCACAGACAUUUUAAUUUCGGUGCCAAAUUCUUACUAAAAAUAUUACAUCUGAUUUAAAAUGAAAGAUUUUGCUCUUUGUAAAAAAGCACAACCCAUGGAUUAAAUAUCUGCAGACACAAUAUUUUGUGGCAUUAGUAAAAGAAUUCAAGUGACACAUUUUCAGAUCAAAGAUUAAAACCACAAACAAAACAAAAAAAUAUAGUUGGGCCAGACCUCAAAUACCUCCCUUUAGUAUCAUUACAACGUUGUAAAGUUUCUAAAGAUAAAAUGCUUCAUAAAUAUCACAUUCUGUGUAAGAUUUAAACUAUGUUUAUAUACUGUAUAUCAUGAUCACAUAUAUAUGCUAUAUCACAACAAUCAUAUACAGAAUCAGAAUCAAUUGCAAUUAAUGCAAUCUCUGUCAAUCAUGUUCAUAAUAUACUCUUUUAAAGAGCAUGAAAAGUCUCUUUAAAAAGACAUAUUGUUGGUAAGUAAAUGUGUUUCCAGAAUUUCUGACCAAAUCAACAGUAUGUGCUGCACACACUGCUUUUGUUGUUCUUUGCCAAUGCAUAUUUAGUUUCUUUUUCGACCAGAGCAUUGUGAUUCAACAAUUUAGAUAUUACUGGAUCAACACCUUGCAGUACGAUGCAGCUUUUGUACGCUUUCUACAGCAAAAACUAUACUAACAUUGAAUGUCUUGA
Xyrauchen texanus (razorback sucker) is the source of this 3447-nucleotide messenger RNA. Its product is annotated as GRIN2-like protein. Gene Ontology annotation, cellular component: plasma membrane. Gene Ontology annotation, biological process: neuron projection development. NCBI's taxonomy places the organism in Eukaryota, Metazoa, Chordata, Actinopteri, Cypriniformes, Catostomidae. The coding region runs from base 297 to 1694 and encodes 465 amino acids. The transcript has 3 exons. The record is from RefSeq and is a predicted model, not a curated record.